Vitrella brassicaformis is the source of this 11372-nucleotide messenger RNA. The record is from the annotation of a GenBank genome assembly. Lineage: Eukaryota; Vitrellaceae.
GGAUUUCAUCCACACGCCUUCUUCAUAUGCAUGCAUCCAUGCGCACACGAACGCAGUCAGUUGAAAGCACGAGUGGGUGAACGAGUGUUGAAAUCCGCCACGCCAGAUAGUAGCUACGUUGGUAGUCUCUCUCUCGGACAGGCAGGCAGGCAGCCACAAAGAAACAAACGGAUGGAUGGAUGAGGAUGUCCGCAGGGGAGAGAGGCUGGCUGCUCGCUGGCUCACUGGCAUGCACACUUAAACAUCACACACACACGUGGACUGCUCGCCCUCCCCUCCACGAUCCGUCUCACAAAGCUUAGCCACACUGGUCUACUGGCGGCUCCCUCCCUCUCCCCGUCCCUCGCUCAGUGUGGCCAGCCUUGCUUGAGCAAAGACGGCCAAUCGGAUGCAAAAACGACGAGCAAGAGAAUCAAAGGCGGCAGGCAGGCAGGCAGGCAGGCAGGCAGGAACGAAGAGUGCGCCGUGCUCUCGAUCGGUCUACGCAUCUUGUCUAGGAGAGGAGGAAGCUGCCCUGUCCCUCGUUGAUGGCGACGAGCAGCCUCUCCCGCAUGACGUCCUUGGAUGUGAAGCGGGGCAGCUUGAGGUAGUUGGUGCACGUCAUGACCGACGGCAGGUUGCGGUCGGGGGACUGCGGAGAGGGCGUCUCCUUCACCACCACUGUCAACAGGGGCCUGCAAAGAGACACAUAGAUGACAUGCCAACAUAAAUUGAGGCCCGUGCGUGCGUCUGGGUUGAUUGGUUGCGUACUUGAGUGCUCCGAAGCCCUCGAGGGGCAGUGCGGGUGCGCCGGUGGCGAACUGGCAGAAGAGACGCCUCUCCUUGGGCGACAGCUCACUCAGCACCUCCAACAAAUACCGGAACGGCGCUGAGUCCCUCUGGUAACUGCACACACGCCGAGAGGGAGAUAGAGCAACACGAAAAGUCCACAUGCAGGUGUCCAUGUGCACAUGUCUCGCCGUGCGCCGUACCCGUGUGCAGGUUUGAUGUAUGUCUUGAGGUGGUCCAGUGUCCAGUACUGGUUGUCCGCCGCAUCACCGCCGGCGAUGAGCUGCGUCGCCAGCUCCACAGGCUGAAAGCUCAGCAGCGCCUCCAACGGCAAAAACAACUCGAAGCCCUCACGGAACGCAUGUACCUGCAGAACACCGCACGAGCAGUGCAGACAUGAAUCAACAAGGGGCGUGGUGGUCAUGGUUGGUGCGUUGGUGACCUGGAGUGCGAUGCCCGAGUAGAGCAUUGCGCGUCCUACUAGCUGCAGGUACUCGUCGAGGGUGUCCCGCGUCACCACCAUGUCCCUACCGCCGUCCCUCAGCUCAUACAGUGGCUCAGGACCUGCAACACACACCGUGCACCGCACCUAUGGCGAUAGCUCCCUCGGCCAUGUGUGUGUGUGUGUGAGCGCCAGACUUACCGGGCACGGUGAAUAUGACGCAGAGCUGCUCCAGGUCGAACCCCUGUGCCUUCAUCUCCUUCAUCUUCUGCAGCUGGUUGUAAAACGACGGCGACACCUGCACACACAGCCAAACAUACCCACAGAGAGAGACAUCCGUCAAUCCACGAGUGUCUGUUCGUGUCCCCGCCCUGUUCGUCAGCCAGCACAGACCUGCAUGAUGUCGGCUUCGUAGGACAAGGUCACCCGUGCCUCCAUGCCCUUCUUCUCGUCCUCCUCCUCGUCCUUGUUCGGCUCGUCAGUGAACGGACACAGAAUGGGGAAGUGACCACCGCCUCCCGGCCGCUGCCUUUUGACGUCCACUUCCCGCGCCGCGUCCGACAGCACCAGGCGCCAGAAGACCGGGUGCAGCCGCAGGUCCAUCAGGCGCUGGUCGGUCAGCGACUUGGCCACCAGCAUCCCCAGCAGCUUGAAGUGCUUGUACAGCUUCGACUCGAACGUCCGCUCCAGGGGGUGCCGCUCAUCGCGUUCGGGUGCGGUCCACUCGCUGCUGUUGUGGGCACGGCCGGCGCGCAGCAGGCCGCUGCGGGAGGCGAAUGCCGAGCCCGCUGGGCCGUUGGCGCGUGUGUCCUUCUUGGGUUUGGCGAGCAGUGUGGGUGCGACCUUCUGGAAGUCGACGUGGUAGGCCUGUGGGAAGAGGAGGCCGUUGGGCGGCUCGAGGAACAGACGGGGGCUCGUGGAGUCCUUGAACGCUUGCGCAACCUGCAUUACACACACGGAAGGUCAUAUGUGUGUGGGCGUCUUCCAUGCGUGUGUGUGUCGUGAACGAACCAGUGCGUAGAAUUCGAGUGUGGGUCCAAGUCCUGAUCCCGACUCGUUGUAGUACUCGACCUCCAACACGGGCUCCACACGGUGACGCUGGCUUCUCACACACUCAAACACCUACAUAUACGAAAGAAAAGAACAGUGACGGGCCUCUCUGCGAGACAUUUGUGGUUGCGUGUGCGUACCUUCCAGGCAUUUUCUAUGAUGGGUGUGCGGCCGAUACGGACCUUCUGGCGAGGAAGCGUCGUGUGCUGCGAAAGAAUGCCACACACGAGGUGGAUGAUUGAUGCCCAUUUUCUUUUCCCUUCACCACUGACCCUACUGACCUCUUUGAUUUGGUUGAGUAUGUCCUUUUGUCUCUUACGGCUCAUCCGCCCGCCGUAAGGGCCCAGACCCAUCAUCAUCAUCAGCGCCGUGUCCGCACCCUUGGUCGCAUUGGCCGUACCAGACCCCGCCCCUCCCUGCCCCUCGGCCUCCCUGUCCGCCCGCAGGUCAUCCCCCGACUCGGACGGCGAGGGGGGCGGCGACGGCAUGUUGUCAUUGCUCCCAGCACCGCCGGCCCCCUGGCCGCCACGCCUGACCUCGAUCUCGGCCGCGUCACUGAGCCAUCGGUGGAAGAAGUGCAUGGAGCGCUUGGAGCCCAUGCCCGUGAGGUAGAGCAGACGACGCCUGGCUUCAAAAAAGAAGAGGUAGGGGCAGGCCACGGCCAGCCGGGAGAUCCAUGUGGGGAUCUGGUUGCCGAUCACCGCCAGGGGGUCUGUCAGCUGCCGCAGCACCUUGGACGACAGAGAUGGGCUGCAGAAGGCGUCAGUCAGACCGAUGCGGUCGCCGAAGGUGGUUUGGCUUUGGGAGAGGGCCCGAUCACGCUCAAACCGGCCGGUGGAGAGUCGGGACAUGGAUGCGGUGGGCGAUGGGACGGGGGAUGUGUCGGUCAUCAUGGGGGCGAGUCCGUUCCCCUCACCGUUGCCAUAGCCGUUGUCAGCCAGGACGUACGUGUUGCCCCCCAGCGCCACGCCCGUGUAGAGCUGCUGCAGCCGUUUGAUGGCCCACACGCAGUUGUGGAGGCCCAUCAGCAGCUGCACCACCGCUGCGAGGUCCUCGUUGGUCUUGAGGGGGUCCUCAGGAGGCGGGAGGUUGAAGGACACCUCCUCGGGCUCAUCAUCACCCCCGUCAGCAGCAGCUGCUGCUGCGGAUGGGGCGGCAAGUCCAUCUGCAGACUCAGUGGGCACAGGCUGAUCCGGCCCGGGGGCGUCGGUGCUGUCAACAGGAACAGCGGCAGCAGCCUCGCUUGUCUGUUGGGCGGCAGGGGAUGUGUCCCCGCUGCUGAACGCCCUGUCCUUGUCUGCACCGUCCUCGUGGGCAGCGGCCUCCUGCUGCUGCUUCUUGGAUUUCUUCUUUUUCUUUUUGCUCUUGUUCUUCUUCUUCCGGUUGCCGGCGGCGCCCCCCGCGUCCUUGUCCUCCUCACCCUCUGGCCCCUCCUGCCCCUCGACGGCGCCACCUGAGCCGCCAGAGUCGACCAGGCUGCUCGAUGACGUCUUGAUGGAGAUGCCCUUGGCGUCGGCUGUGUCGUCCUUGCCCUCGCCCGCCUUGCGCUUCCUGUUGCGCAGGCUCUCGUCGAUCUCGGCGUCGCUGGCCAUGCCGGAGGGGCAGGAGAGCCCGCGGAUGAAGCGCAUCCGGUGGAGCGUCUCCAGAUGCCCCCUGACCAGCUUGGCGGCUUCCGAGGUCACGAUCGACUCGGGCGCGCGCGUCAGGUCGUCGUGCAGCUGCAGCGGUUCGUCAGCCGAUGCCGAUGCUGUCUUCUUAUCCUUCUUGUCACCCUCCCCCUCCCCCUCCUGCUUGUCCGAGCCGCCCUUCUUCUCCCUCAGUAGCACCCUGUAGGUGAACUGCUGGUGGGGACCGCCCCACGGCCGCACCAGCAUCGCCGGCGCCCCUGAGUCCUUCUCGCCAUCGGCCUUGUCGGUCUCCUGAGGCGUGAGCGAGCCCUCAUCGCCUCCGACGUAAAACCGCACGGUCGGCCCCGACGACUCGCCCUCCUGCUCUUUGGCCCCUCGGCCGCUGGCACGGGGCGCGACGGUGAUGGAGAUGCCCCGCCGGCCUCCGGGAAAGACGGAGACGUCAUCCGGCUGCUGGUACUGCUUGGGGAUGGGCGAUGCCGUGCCGUAUUUGAGGACGGCCUCGAGCACCGGGAUGUUGGACGAGAGUGGCACGUUGUUGAGGAACAGCUGGAUGGACAUGUUCUUGGACAGAUCCUCGGGCCUCUCGGGCCGAGUGGGUGCCUGAGGGGGCUGCGCGGCAGCAGCAGCUGCUGCUGCUGCCGCGGCAGGAGGCUCGGGAGGUGCGGGGCUGGCCGAUGGUGUGGGUGCGGUGGGUGACCCAGCGGCUGGCGACCCUGCUUUGUUCUGCUGGGCACGCUUCUUCUUCUCCCGCCUACGGGCGCUCCUGCUCAUCGGGGGACCGCCUGCACCAGCCGCAGCCGCAGCGGCUGCUGCUGGUGAGCCAGCAGCAUCGGGCUUGUCCCCCUGGCCAUCACCACCCAUGGCCUCGUCACCUUCCAUCGGGUGGUCUGCGGGCUCUGUCUCAGGUGGUGCUGGUCCGGGUCUGGCGUCAUCGUCGCCCCAUGAGUCCAUCAUGUCCAUGUAUUCGUCGCCGAUGCCGCCCUCCACCCUCCUGUGUGGCGGGGGUGAGGUGGGGGACUCCUCGUCGGGGUGUGGCUCCUCAGCUGCGUAGUCCAUGCCCGCGUCGAUGGCGUGGGGCGGGCGGUGGCCGAAGUCAUCCUCAUCCUCAUCAUCUGACAGAGACCAUGACACACACGAGAUCGGCCUAUGUGUUUCGACGCGUCUUGUCGGGUGUCUGCGGUGCGAGUGUGUGAGUUGCCACACCUUCUUCAUCGUAGUCGGGCUCGAAUCUUGACCGUUCGUACAUGACGUCCUCUGGCGGGCGCUCCUCCACCUCAUCCUCAUAGUCGUAGUCGUCAUCCAUGAACUCCGCGCCCUCAGCCGGCGGGCCACCCGCCUCAUCCAUCGCCUCUGCACGAGCCAUCUCCACGUCGCCGUCGUUGUCCCGCGCACCACUACCAUCCCCGUCACCGCCGGAGGCCGCUGCCGCACCCUCCCUCCGGCCCUCGUCCAUGGCCGCCCUGCUGACGGGCGACCCCUCCUCUGAUGUGAAGUCCUCAGUGCUCAUGGGGGGUGGGGGGCCGGGCUGUGGGGGCAUCUCGCUGGGCGGGUGGUCCUCGCGCCCAGCAGCGCUGCGCUUGAUCAUGUCCCGCAUCUGCCGCAUCCGCUCCCACGACGCCUCGUCGGGGUCGCGGUCGCCUUCCUUCUUGCCACCAGCCAUGGCCUUCUUGGCACCCAGACGGGCUGCCAUCGACGGCGGCAUGUCAUAGUAUGCUCGGGCCGACCGGAAUGCGGCAGCGGAUGAGUUGGGGUCCUCACGUCGGUUGGCUGCCGGGGUGCGGGCGAUGAUGGUGCGUCGCACGUAGUCCUCCAGGUAGGCCACGGUGGUGGUGGCGUCAAUGUGCACGCCGCUCUCGAACAGCUCAAGGCCGUCCGGGCCUCGCAUGCGGCGGCCAGCAGCCGGGCGAGGAGGGCCCAUACCGUAGGCCAUGGCCAUCUCGAAUCGCUCCCUGUCCCUGUCUCGGUCCAUCAUCCUCUCCCUCUCGUAUGCCAACAUGCUGCUCGGCUCCAUGCUCAUCCGCUCGUACAUGAGCGACCGCUCGCGGUCGACGCGGUCCAUCAGGGCGAUCAUCCGUGACCGCUCCCGGUCCCGGUCCCGCCGCUCGUCGUCCUUGCUGCGCUGCAUGCGUCGGUCCAUGAGGCUGUGGAAGAUACUCGGGCGGUCUCGGUCUCCCCCCUCUUCUCUGUCCCAGCCUGAUGGGGGCGGAGGGAUGCCAGACGGGCCAGAAGGGGGUGCUGCGGCCGCCUUGGCCGCCACAGAUCGGGAGGGAGGCACCUUGGGCUGGUGGUCCUGCGCCUCCUUCUUGUCACCCUUGUCCUUCUUGUCCUUGCCAUCCCUGUCAGGCUUGUCCCUGUUGUCGCUCUUGUCGCGGCUGCCCGUGCAACCGAACGGGGGGAAGCCGAAGUUAGUCAGCCACGAACUCGGCGCCUUGUCCUUCUCCUUGUCGUCACCACCAUCCUUCUUGCCGCCCUUGUCCUUGUCGCCCGCGUCAUCCCCACCGCCAUCACCGCCCUCCCGGGGCGCCCCUUCCUUGGGCCUCAGGAACGAGCUGGGGAUGAGGCGGCCACUCGCUGGCGGCACUGCCGGCCUGGGGAAGGGCGGGCUGCUCUUCUUGUCGCCAUUGUCGGGUUUGUGCUCGAUGGGUGAGAGGUUGGCCCUGAGGGGCUCCUUGAGUGACCGCAGGAGUGUCAGGGGGUUGGCGUAGGGGUUGCGGUCCUCGCGGUCAGUGGUGCGGGGCCGGCCGCCGCUGUUGAGGUAUCGGUAGACGUGGUGGGAAAACUCACGGUGGUGCCCAGAGCCCUCACUCUGACCCAGCAUCAGCUCAGCCCGUCGGCGUUUGGCGUCCUGAGCACUCGGGGGCCGCAGGUGGGCGGGGAGCGACGCGUCGGCGUCAGCAAUCUGCCAGUAGAUGCGCACGGGGAGCCGCUCGGCCCGGCUGAUGGACCGGACACACAGCUGCACCAGCCGCAUGAGUGCCGUGGUGUCGCCCUUGUGGGCCAGGGUGUCGAGGAAGAGGUACAGCCGCCGAAAAGCCUCCUGCCGGUCCCUCAAGAGGGCCGAGCCGUUGUCAUCGCCACCCGACUUGUCGUGAUCGUCGGUCGCCAUGUCGGUGUGCUCGCUGCGCACAACGCCACCGAAGAGGAACGAGCACAGCGCCUGGGCGGUGCCUGCACAAACAGAGAAGACACGACAGGCUCAUCCGUCAGCACGCCCAUGAAUGUGGUUGUCGCUUCCGUGACAUACCUGUGUGUAGGAAUUCGUAUGGCGAGAGGUCCUCUGCGAGCAGGAGGUGCUGCAGCUUGCUCAGCGCCUCCUUGGCGCUCGACAGGUAGGACGUGUCCACUGGGGGCGCCGACACGGGCAUCAUCAUCUUGGGCCGAGCCGGCGCCACCACCGACGCCAUGGCCGCCUCCAUCUCCUCCGGUGACAGGUGGUCGCUCAGCGAUUGGGCGCCACUGCCGCCCGCCACACCCAUCGUCACAUCGCCAUCGUUGUCUGCCUCGUCGUCGGUCGACUGCUGGAUGGCUGGGCAGCUCCUGCUGUCGCGCUUGAGUUUGGUGGUGAUGGUCUGCAGCUGCUUGAGGUUCUUGUUCUCGGCCACCAUCUCGGCCACGUACUGCUCCAGCACGGCGUCGGCCGUGGCGCCGAUCAUCCGGUGGAGGUCGUGGUCGGCGGGGCCGGUGUGCGUCUUGGCGUCCUGGCGGGCGCGUCGCGGCUCGCCAGUGAGCUUGUAGAUGGCGGCGAUGAGGCCGUGGCGGACGAACGGCUGGGCGAAAGCGUCGUAGUCGAUGGUCAGCACCUCCAGCACAACAGACAAGGCCGCAAGGAUCUGACAACAUGCAAGGGCAGCACAAAGACGUGACAGCAUGGUACCCUGGUGCUUCUGGCCAGCACUUACCGUGGUGGGUGAUGUGGAUGAGGUCAGCAGCCCGGCCAUGAAAGAGCUGAGCUCUGUGGCGUCCAUGCACUCCAACACCUCCCGCGCCUGCGAUAUGUCCAUGUGCCCGUUCUCGCCGCCAACCACAGUCCAGCCGUCAGCAGACUCCUUGUGGCUCGACUGCGGGCCCCUCAGCGCGCAUGCGAGGUCGGGCUGGACACAGUGGGAGAGGCACGUGACGCACACCACCAGCAUCGACACGGCCAGCGACUGGGUGGCGGAGGAGCCGGCCAUCUGGCUGACGUUGAUCGACACCAAACGGGGCAGAAGUGUCCUGCAUACAGUCAUCACACAAAAUGACGCAGACCAGACCGUCCGUGUGUUCCUGCCCUUGCUCACUUCAUGAGUUGCUCGAUGUGCGGCCAGUAUGCCCGAAUGACCUCCAUGCGGCUGUAGUCGAGCACCAGGGCACGCUGGCGGUGCCGCGCCGACCCGCCCCGCGGCCACCUCUGCCGGUCGCUGCCGGGCGAUGGGGCCGCCUCCCACUGGGGAUUGUAGUACAGCAUCGGCAGCAUCGACGCAGCCAGACACAACACGCGCAGCAUCAACACGCCCUCAGCACCAUCCUGCAGAGAGGUGGAGAGAGACAGACAGACAGACGGGGGAGAUGUGAUGAUGUGUGUCGUUUUGUUCGUGUGUUGGUGGCUGCUUGCUUACGGCUUGAAAGAAGUCCCUGAGAAUGAUGGCGAGGUUCUUGGGCUCCUGUGCGAGUGCCCUUGCAGCGACUUGGUCAGAGUAGUGGGUCAUGACCGACACGCAAUACGACCCCCACAGCACGGUGCUCAGGUCGCCCACCUCCCCGGCAAGCCCCUUGGAUAUGACGUCCAGCAGUCUGGACAGCGGCCCCUCGCCCAUCUCGGCAAACACCUUGGCGACCAGCUCACCCGAACCCUUCUCCUGGGGCGCCUCAUCCUUCUUGUCCUUGUCACCACCAGACGAUGAUGCCGGUGCCGCGGCCGCGGCAGCUGCUGCUGCUGCCGGUGGGGGGCUGCCCUUGCGCUCGGGCGGAGCAGCACCGGAGAGCAUACUCGCGCGAAGGGCGCUGGAGAGAGAGAGGGAUCAACAUGUGAUGCCUGGAUCUUGUGUAUUUCCCUGUGCUGGGUGUGGUGUGUGUUACCUCGAUAUUUUGGGUGGUGGUGGCUCGUCCGGCAUUGUGACCUCGUGGGGCCCAUAGAGAUCCACUAUGUUGUCUACCACUGACACCCAGCACUCACCAGCAUGCUGAAUAACCAAGCCACCAGGAUACAGGCAUUAUCAGAGAGACAGAUGGCCUGAUGUGCGUUUGGGGUAGUGCAUCGCAUCCUACCUGGAGGACUUGUGGGUCGUCGUGCACGAGCAGGUUGGUGAGUGAUGAGAUGGACGGCUUCACCUGAUUCACGUACACGUCGCGACUCGGGAUGUAGUGCAGCUGCCCUGUUCGACACACACGUGACAGACACCAAACAUUAGGGUGGUCCUGGGCUCGGCGGUCCUGGUCUGUGUGAUUGUCAUACGUGCGACGGCGGUGACGACGGUUCGGUGGAUGGCGAGGGACGGGAAGAAGUCGACGUAUUUGAGCAUGGCCUCCACACCGCCGGCCUUCAGAAUCGCCAUCGGCUGCUCGUCCGCUAUCUUGCCUAACAGCUGCUCACAUCACACAGACAUACAGAAGAGUGAGCUGGUUCGUGGCUUGUCAUGUGGUGGUGGUGGCUAUGAGUGGGUACUGUACCGAUAGGACUGAGUCGAUGAGGUCUUCGUAUGGUGUCUGGUUGAGCUUGUUACACAUCACCGGCACACCACCUGCAGUGCAACACACCGGUACACACACGAAUCGUGAUCCAAUACAUUCCGGCGGGCCUGCCCUCUCUGUGCGUGUGGUGUGUGCAUACCUGAGUUGACGACGAGUGUGAUGGCCGGCGGCAGCACGUCGAUGACCUGGUAGAGGCAGCGCGACGCCAUGAGCAUCCUGUUGGCGUCGUCGUUGCCGAACUGGAGGUUGAAGUGCUGCGCCUCGUCCCCCAGGGCCAUGGCCAGCUCCAGCGCCACGGCCUCGUCCACACCGGUGUUCUUGCCCCCGUCCUUGUUCUCGAGCAGCUCGAUGAGCAAAGGCACGAACUCCUCCAGCGGCAGCGACAUGACCAGCUCCUCCGACCCCAUGAGCAGCUGGUUGCACAGCUCGCUCAGCGCCAGGCUCUGCGCCUGCGAGUCGGCCGACCGCAGCGACUUGAGCAUCUGACUCCACCGUGACGACCCCCCGCCGCCACCGAAUGGGUCCCGCAGGUGUCUGCGGAACAUGCCGCUCAUCCCACGCACCUCCUCGUCGAGCGGUGAAGCCGCAGCUGCCGCAGGUGGCUCGUCAUUGACGGCACCUGAACAUACACAAUCACACAUUGAUGGACUCGUGGACGCGUCGCCUGUCUCUCUCUGGCUGGCAGCUGACCUGAGGCGGCCGCUGCCGCAGCGUUGGUCUGCCCCUCCUGCCCCUCGUCCCCCUUGGGACCGCUGGCCCCUCCAUCCGACAUCUUGGCACGCUUGCUCUUGCGAACACGCCGCGGAGCUGCCGCCUCGUGCUCCUGCUGUUGCUGUUGUUGCUCUUCCUGUUCUUCUCCCUCUUCCUGGUGAUCGAUGUCGAGGUCGAUCUCUGACGACUUGCGCUUCCGACCCUUGAGCUUCCGGCCCACGGAGGAACGACGCUCGCCCACACCUGCUGCAGCAGCCGCGGACGCUCCUGCUGCAGACGACGAUGGCCCUGGACCACCCGCCUCCUCUCCCUCCUCCUGACCCUCGCCUCCCUGCUGCUCAGCCCGUGGUGGGGCAGCCGAUGCCGCCCGCCUGGACCGUUUGCUGGCUCGGUUGGCCUCCUUCUUGGCUCGCGCCUUCUCCCUCCUCUCGUGUCGUCGGUCCCUCUCCGCCCGCUGCUCCUCAACAGACGAUGCCGCCGCUGAUGCGUGGGCUGGUGGUGCUGGUGGUGCUGGUUGGUUUUGAGGAUGUGAUGCGUUUGCCCUGUGUGCUUGAGACCGCCUCGGGACUGGGGCGUUCUCCCGCCUAUCCUUGGCCUUGGUUGACAUACACAGAGGGGAGGCACGCGGGCAUCAGUGAGCGGACCAACAACAGCACCCACAGACUGACGGUAGGAUCAGGGACAGAUAGGCCGAGGGGCGAAGGGAGGGAGAGAGGGAGGGACGAAGUGAAUGCGAUGCCGAGGGACCAAACGUGUCUCAAGAAUCACCUGCAGACACACAUAACACAUCGAUGUCUCGUUCAGACUGGCCAUGGUGACGCCAGCGAGGCGCCACAGGCACCCAGCUAAGCCAUGCUGUGUCCGUGCAUGUCUCUCUGAUCAUAGACGGACCUCGGGUGAUGCAAGGAUGUCGUAUGCUGCCGUGCCUGACACUCCUGUUGACCCUCUGCUGGGGUAGUGAGCUGUGUCGGCUGCCGGAGUCUCGUAGCGACUCCAACGCGCAAGAUCAAAGAAACAGAUACUCUACAACGCUCUCUGUGGGUGAGCAGCUGCACAAGAGCUCCUCUGUGAACGCCAGAGCCCCUCCAAUGGCUCUUUUUCAG